AUGCCGUGGCUACUGGCAGCCACCCGGUGCCAGAAAUUUCGAUGUCCGCUCAAACCUAAGCGAUACUUCCUGAACCUUAAUCUCUUGUCUCUAUCCACGGUCGACCCGGGCGUCGUGCAAAAGUCUGUCCCUUCGUCAACGCUCAUCAACGCUUCUUCCACCCCAAUCCUUCAGCAAAAAUGGUGCACUCUCGCCAUCGACCUCCUUAACCCUUCUGCUGAGGCCGAAAAGAGGAGACACAAGCUCAAGCGACUUGUGCAGUCCCCCAACUCGUACUUCAUGGAUGUUAAAUGCCCUGGUUGCUUUGCCAUAACGACUGUCUUCUCGCACGCGCAAACCGUAGUGCUCUGUGGGGCGUGCGCUAGUGUCCUCUGCCAACCUACAGGUGGAAAGGCAAGAUUGACUGAGGGGAGCUCGUACCGUCGGAAGAACUAA
Fibroporia radiculosa is the source of this 435-nucleotide messenger RNA. RefSeq lists its product as uncharacterized. The transcript is spliced from 4 exons. Gene Ontology annotation, molecular function: RNA binding; structural constituent of ribosome. Gene Ontology annotation, biological process: translation; ribosomal small subunit assembly. The record is from RefSeq and is a predicted model, not a curated record. Bases 1 to 435 code for a protein of 144 amino acids. Gene Ontology annotation, cellular component: cytosolic small ribosomal subunit; ribosome. Lineage: Eukaryota; Fungi; Basidiomycota; Agaricomycetes; Polyporales; Fibroporiaceae.